Messenger RNA from Lottia gigantea (owl limpet), 4503 nucleotides. RefSeq lists its product as hypothetical. The coding region runs from base 1 to 4257 and encodes 1418 amino acids. Gene Ontology annotation, biological process: regulation of transcription by RNA polymerase II. The record is from RefSeq and is a predicted model, not a curated record. Lineage: Eukaryota; Metazoa; Mollusca; Gastropoda; Lottiidae. The transcript has 3 exons. Gene Ontology annotation, cellular component: core mediator complex; mediator complex. Gene Ontology annotation, molecular function: transcription coregulator activity.
AUGCCUCCGGUGGAUAUGGCAGGUGCCCCUGGCCCCCAGUCAGGUGGGGGCUCAAUUCCUUUGGCGACUUUGAUUGAUUAUAGCCUUCAGAGAACACAUCAUGAGCUAAUUGUUUUAUCAGAACUUUUACCAAGAAAAACUGACAUGGAAAGAAAAAUUGAAAUAUUCCAAUUUGCUAGCAGAACAAGACAAUUGUUUGUGAGGCUAUUAGCAUUAGUGAAAUGGGCAACAAGUGCAACAAAAGUGGACAAGUGCACUGAAAUUUGUAACUUUUUAGAACAACAAUCUAUGUUUUUCGUUGAUACUGCCGAUAGUUUAGCAAGACUUGCUCGGGACACUUUGAGUAAUGCAAGAUUGCCCAGUUUCUCUCUACCAAGUGCUAUAGAUGUUUUGACAACAGGAACGUAUCCACGUCUGCCUACAUGUAUUAGAGAGAAGAUUGUUCCACCAGAUCCAAUCACACCUCAAGAAAAGAAAGAAACACUUCACAGACUAGAUCAAGUAAUUCAGUACAGACUUGUUUCAACUGAUUUGCCUCCACAAAUGAGAAAAUUGAACAUUGCACAAGGCAGAGUAAAAUUUACUGUUGACCACGAGUUUGAAGUAACUUUAACAUUGAUGGGAGAUAGUCCGACUAUUCCGUGGCGUUUAUUAGAUAUUGAUAUUCUGGUAGAAGAUCAUGAAACUGGUGAUGGAAAAUCUCUUGUUCAUCCUUUACAGGUCAACUACAUUCAUAAACUGGUACAAACAAGAUUAUUAGAUAAUGAUAAACCACUUCAUGAUUUAUACAGAGUUCUUCAUUCAUUUAGUCAAGCCUUACAACUAGAAGUGUUAAAUUCUCAAACACAGAGAUUGAUAAGAGCUCGUCUUGGUGACAAUGUUAGAGUUGAAGAAUAUACUCUAAGCCGACGUUUACUUAUUUCAUAUUGGAGAGAACUGUCUAAAAACUGUAAAAAUGCAGACCCAGUUAUCUAUAAACUCAGUGUUCAUGUUUGUGAAUCUGAUGAUGGCAAGCCACUACAGAUUACUCAUUUUCCUCCUAUGUCUCCAGCUGAAUGUACUAAAGUUGGGUUAGCAAUCAAAAGUGACCAAUUAUCAAUUGAAAAAUUAUUAAUGCAAACAAUUGAAGUUCGAACGCAUGCCAAGUUACGUGAACUAUCUAAAGAAAUGCAAAGGUAUGUCUCUAAUAAAUGUGAAAUUAGAGAUAUGCCAGCAGCACUUCAUACACCGGUUUUGAACCCUUGCAUGCCAUCAGAAGUUUUACGCAUUGCUAUAGAUGUUCUGCGUGGCACUUAUAUAACUUCUGUUCCGGCUUAUGAUAAUCCUUGUAUUAAAGAUGUAGAGGAUUGUUUUAACAAUGAUAAAAGAGGUCUUGACAAAGUUAUUACUAAAUUAAGACUACAGUUAAAUUUAUUAAGAUGUGAAAAAUCCGUACAGAUGCUUCUUGCUCCUUGUUUUCAUUCUCUACCCAUUGUUAAUAUGUCAGGUCAUGCUUUAGAGAAUCUUUCUAAAAGUAAAUUAUUUAUAGGGGUUCCACGUCAGACAAGUUACUAUGUUAUUGUUGAGCUCCACGAGAAGAUAAACAACUCCAUUGAUUUCAAAUAUUAUUUUCUCCAUACCAAACCAUGUACUGCUGAUGGUAAUGAAGAUACUGGAUCUGAUUCGACAGUAAAAUCAUUCCUGAAAGCUGACAAGUUUCUUGAAAUACAUAUCAAUUCUGUUAUAAAAGAUAGUUUGAGCAGAAAGAGAAAAUUAUUAGGAGAAGGAGAUGAACCAGAUAUUAAAAAAGUAAAAGGAUCACCUUAUUUUAUACCAGAAUUGACAUAUCUCUUGGCUUCGGCAGAAGAAAAAAUUCCAUUUGUACAUCUUGGAGAAGAACUGGAAAGACAAAAUAUAUCUCAUGAAGGUAUUCAAAUUGAUGGAGAAGGGGUGUGUAUGGCUUUGGGUAUAUUGGAAUUUCCAAACUGUAUGGGUGUUUCUGAAGAGACUAAUAAAGCUAUCAAGGACAAACUGCUUUCCUGCAAGUUUCACAUCUUGUCUAGAAUAAGAUCAUGGAAUGUUGAGUUUAUCUUUGACCAGUCACCACUUGAGUCAGAGUAUUAUAAAGAAUCUGGAGAUAUUCAGAAAGUGUUCCUCAACUUAGAUUUGAAUAAUGACAAUUAUAAAAAGACAGUCAUUGAUUUAUUAAGAGAAUGGAAUGCAAUUGGUAAUUUGUACAGUUUGGUGAAAGACUUUGCUGACAUUUAUUCUGAUCCAAAAUCAAACUUCCAGUCAACAAUCAAAAUAAAAUCCUACAACUACAAGAAACUUGUGUUGGCUUAUGGUCCAAAAUUUUUGUAUUUGGUAACAAUUCAAUGGAAAGGUGAAGACAAUCUUUUUCAUAUUUCAUUGGGUACAAAUGGACAAUGUGCAACUGGUAAUCCCCAUGUUGUUGUUUCAAACCAUUUGCAGAAGGAUUUGAAUUCUUCGAGAAAUUUAGCUUUUCUUCUACAGAUAUUGCUUGACACGCUCUCUCCAAUGAUAUCAAUGGCUCACCUAAAUACAGUACCUGUAAUUGGCACUUCACAGACCCCAAAAUUAUCUAGUUUAUCAUUCAUUGUUAUUCCUCAAUCAUCUACUCAUCUUAGAAUCAUCUUCAGAAACUUCAACUGUAUAGAUGUUAAUAUUCGUGGUAAUAAGUUAGUUGCUGUCAGGGAUGGAUCGUAUAGCCAUUUUGAUAAUAGUACAGUAGUUGAAGCUCUAACACCAACUCCAGGUUUGAAAACCUUCCUUAAUAUGUUUGUUGAUGAUGCUGCUUUGGGAGGUAGAUCUAGGAGAAGAUCAACAACAGAAGAUGAUAAUCCUCCAUCUCCAAUGGAUACGGUAGAUAUUUUUUCUCAACCAAAUACUGGAUCACCAGCCACAAGACCACCUAAACAAGACUUGACCAGCAACUUUAGGUUUCAGAAUCCUAUGACUCCACCAUCAAACCCUCAUACACCAGCAUCGCCUGGGGCAGCAAGAAUGCCUUCAGGAAUCAACCCAUCACCAUCAACAGCCUUAAUGGGAACUCCAUCUCCAAGUACUUUAUUAACUGGUGAAUCUCCAAGUAAUCCUCAUCUACAUGUUCCUUCUCCUGGUUCCUUAAUUGCUGCACCAUCACCAGGGUCAAUUGGAAUGCACAUGCAUUCUCCAGCAGCAUCAUUUAUGAGUCCAAGUGGAAUGGUAGAGGGUGGUUCACCAUAUCCUGGUUCUAAUUUAGCUAACCCAUCUCCAAGAAAUUGGCCUGGAUCACCUUCUGUUAUGGGAAGUGGACCAUCUCCUGCUUCUUAUCAUGGUGCUACAGCAUCUCCAGGUCACCCAGCACUUCAUUCGCCACAAACAGCUCAGAGCCAGGUUCUUAGUCCACCAUCAAGAAUAUUACCUAGGAAAUCUUGGGCAGCCUCUAUUCCAACACUGUUGUCACAUGAUGCUUUUGACAAGCUUCUGACACCAGUAGUGAUUCCAGGUUCUUCUCCAGUUCUUUUAUCUCCAUUAGAACGAUUCCUUGGUUGUAACUUCCUCAAGCGUCAUCUCAAUAGACUAAUACACCAAGAGCAAGCUUUAACUGUUAUUCCAUCACCAUCAGAACCAGGAGUUCUCAUCUUUAAAGCUGAAUCUCUACAAUAUAUGGUCAAUAUUAUCAUGAACACAUCUGAUCUUCAGACACUGAAUCUUAAAGUAAGUCCAGUUCCUGAAUUCACAGAUCAGUGGACUACUGAAGAAACUCAAAUUAUUGAGAGAUAUUUUGAUGUUAAAGUAGCAUGCUAUCCAUAUAAACUCAACACAAUGUUUGCCUUCGCUAAAAUUCUUAGUGCCCCCUUGCGUAUUUUGAAAGAUUUUGUGCAAAUCAUGAGGCUUGAAUUGAUGCCUGAUCCAAACAUGAAAUGGUCCAUUCAGUGGUGUUUAACCAUUCCUCAUGAUACACCACUAAGUCCACCUCCAGGAACUCCCUGUGUCAUUGUCAAAUCAAAGGUAGUCAUUGUUAUUCAGCUAACUCGUAUUGGAUUAAAUCUACCACCAGGUAAAGAAGCUCAAUCAAUUAAUAUACCAUUAGUGUUUGUUGAUCAAUAUAAUACUGUUAGUAUGUUUAAUUUUGAUAGAGGUCAGAAUAGUCAAAUUGCUAUGUCUAUUAUGGUCAUGUUAAAACGUUUUACUGAAAUGCAUCAAAAUCCAGCUGAAUGUGCUUUAUUCCCUGCUAUAAGAGAACUCAUGACAAAUUUAGUGCUCCCAAUGUAAAUUCUGUAAUUAAAAUUUUCCAAUGAAUUUUGUAAGAAUAAUAACCAUUAUCAAGCUGAAAUGAGUUUACUUUUGUUUUGAUGUUCUGUUUUUUAGGUUAUAUAAUUAAUGGUCAUUCUAUGUUAUGUUAAACGGUAUUUUCGUACUAUGUAUUGUAUAUGUAUAAAAGUAGAAUUAGGAAAUAUACCAUUUUGUAGUGUGAUUUCUAUCAUGAGGAAAUCAAUCUGAAUAAAAUACUUAUUUCAU